This is a messenger RNA of Lycium barbarum (goji berry), 1093 nucleotides long. RefSeq lists its product as uncharacterized. The record is from RefSeq and is a predicted model, not a curated record. The transcript has 3 exons. The coding region runs from base 207 to 623 and encodes 138 amino acids. Lineage: Eukaryota; Viridiplantae; Streptophyta; Magnoliopsida; Solanales; Solanaceae.
GGAAGUGUAGAUCACCGAUCGGUUGGUUUGAUGUUGGGGAGACUGAGUUGAUUGGCCCAGAUGUGGUCCAGCAGGCCGUGGAUAAGGUGAAACGUAUUCGAGAAAGAUUGUUGGCAGCCCAGAGCCGACAGAAAUCUUAUGCCGAUAAGCGACGUCGACCGUUAGAGUUUCAGAUUGGCGAUUGGGUGUUCCUGAAAGUGUCACCGAUGAAAGGUGUUAUGCGAUUUGGCAAGAAAGGAAAGCUCAGUCCGAGAUAUAUUGGGCCUUAUCUGAUUAUUCGCAAAAUAGGCAAGGUGGCCUACGAAUUGGAUUUGCCAGCUGACUUGGGAGCGGUUCACCCGGUAUUCCAUGUUUCCAUGCUUCGUAAGUGUAUUGGUGACCCUUCCAGAAUUUUUCCUUCAGAUGAGAUACAGGUCACAGAGGAGCUAUCUUACGAGGAGCAGCCUAUAGUCAUAUUGGAUCGUCAGGUGAGAAAGUUGCGGAAUAAAGAUGUGGCCUCGGUUAAAGUGCUGUGGCGGAAUAAUAACCGCGAAGAAAUGACCUGGGAGGCUGAGGAGCAGAUGAAGGAAAAGUAUCCUCACUUAUUCCCAGUACCUUCAGACCUUGGGCAGCCCGAAUCAUAGUUUGGACUUAGCUUGAGUUGGAUCAUAUUGGAGAGCGUUUGAGGUACAGACGCACAGCCUGGUGAUCCACCUGUUUAGGACACCCUUUCUGCUAUUCGGAGUGCUCCUCUCUUUCCGGAGCUUAUACUUUUGGUAUAUAUAUUUAUUAGUGCAUUUGUAUAUAUUCGUUCAUGGGUACGGCGGGGCCCUGUCCCGUCAUAUGAUUAUGUCGGUCUGUUUAGAGGUCUGUGGACAUGUUUGUGGGUUAGGGUCUUUCUGUAUGGAUGUAUGUACAUGUCGUUUGGGCGAUCCCAUACGCCGAGGCGGCCGGUCCGCAUAUGUUGUUUGGGCGAUCCUAUACGCCGAGGCGGCCGGUCCGCAUAUGUUUAUAUAUUGCUUGGUUAGCCCUGUGUGGCUUUUGUUGGUAUUUUCUGCGUGCAGGGUAUAUUGGAUAGUCCGUAAAACAAAGGAAACUCUGCCGAAAUUUUCUG